This is a messenger RNA of Plenodomus lingam JN3, 3288 nucleotides long. The record is from RefSeq and is a predicted model, not a curated record. NCBI's taxonomy places the organism in Eukaryota, Fungi, Ascomycota, Dothideomycetes, Pleosporales, Leptosphaeriaceae.
AUGGAGUUCCGCACUAACAACAUAUUGCUUACCACCAACGUUCGAACAGAAUGCUACAAGACGCUUAGCGAAAUCAAUCAUCAGCCAAAGGAUAUUGGUAAUGCCUCUGUUACCCCGCAGUUUGACGAGUAUUGCCAGGUGGUACGAAUUGCGGGGAAGGUGGAAUACAUAGACAAGAACGCCGAUAAUGAUCUUGCCAUGAUCACUGAGUAUCAUAUACCAUUUUCUGUUACAACAAUCUUGCUGAUUAGCGGUGCCAGCGGCAUAGGAAAGGCUCUGACAGUCAAACUCCUAGAAACUGGCUGGCGAGUGUUCGUCGCAGACCGCGAUUGUUCGAGCGUACAGAAACUCGCAACCAGGCAGCAUCAGCGAGACUUGGUACUCGGCUUUACUCAGUGCGAAGCGUCAUCGUGGGAAUCACAACUCGAAGCCUUUCAAAAAGGGCUCGACUUCCUAAAGGGAAGGAUCGAUUUUGUGGCGCCUAUCGCUGGCAUUGGUGAAAAGCAAUGGAUUCCUUUUAGUGGUCAAAGCGAUACCCUUCCAGUUGGAGAAUUCGCAAAGCCAGACCUAAGUGUCGUGGACGUUGACCUGACCGGUGUACUAUAUACAAUCUCCCUGGCAGUUCAGCAGUUCCGUCGUCAGGACAUUGCCAAAGAAAAGCAGUGGCAGAGUCGUGGCAAGAUAGGCCUUGUAGCAAGCGUAUGCGGCUUCUACUGCGUGCCUGCUUUGCCGAUUUAUACAGCGGCCAAACAUGCCUUGGUCGGGCUUACGAGGAGCUAUGGUAAGCUGUUACAAGAGGAAGGCAUAACGGUCAAUGCCGUCGCUCCCCAUGUCGUUCGCACGGCCAUCAGUUCGGAUGAAUUUUACGAUAAGCUGGAGGCCGAGGGUCUUCUCACGCCAAUGGACGGUCUGAUAGAAGCCUUCGGGGAUAUACUGAGUGGCCACGGAAGUGGACAGGUUUACGAGUGCGGGCCGCAAAGCGGGAGCUGGAAAUUACGACAAGGAGCCGCGUACCUAGAUGAGGAAAGUUACACCAUUGAGCGUGGUUCUUACACGGUUCAGGGAUCACCAUACCAAGUUAGACUUGCCAACGAUCACUACCAUAUAACGACUCCACGAGUAACGCAAAACCAGCAUUAUUAUUGGAUGGUCAGUUUUGCCGCAGCAAGCCCGGACAUGGGGGCACCAGCAGUCACGAGAAAUCACCAGCUGGCGCCGGCUACUCCAGAGAGAUCUGCAGGAUGCGACACGAAGACCGGCAUGGUCUCUUCUGCGCGUAGCAGCAUAGUGUCAAGCUUUGCGCAAGUGAUUAUCCGGAUAUAUCUCACGCCACACGCAGGCUAUGCGAUCGUGAACAAGGCUCGAGGAUGGGAGUUCUUGCCUCGACCUGGAAUGGCGUUCACCAGGGGGGAUCAGAUAAACGACCUUCCAAAACGACCUUCCAGAGCCCCGUGGUGGGCAAUCUUGAAACUGCCGACGACAGCAAAGCUUGACCCUGAUACUGGCCAUGGACAAGCCAUCAAAUGGCAUGCAAUUAAGAUCUGUGGCUCGAUGCCAAGAGCUUUGGGGAUUCACAUACCGUACAAGGCAACCGCUAGACUCGAUAGGUCUCGUUUUAGAUACCUCCUGCGGUUCUUGUGCUUCUCGCAUAGAGUCGUUGUGUCAUCCCCUGAUUUCCAAGUCACCACUGGACCUCGUGCUAUUCUUGCAGAAAGUCACCGGACACGACAAUCUGAGCUGCCUCGUGAUUCUAUCGGGUUAUUGUGCCACCCGAAGUCAUCAGCAGUAUCAGCUCCUGGCACCAUGUCCAACGACGUCUUACUCCUACUGGGCGCGGCUUUUGUAGCCAGUACUGCUUUCUUUCUGCUCCAACAACGCAGGCGAGUAACACUUGUGGAUCCAAUUCUGAAUCAGUUGACCAAUGGCCGGAGGAGAGUGUCCGCUGCUAAAACCCCCCCUCGAUCGCUUUCGCCAAGUAAGAAGCAGCGUGAGCCGCAAGAGCCGGACUACUCGAGUACUUUCCCUCCAUCCAGACGCUUCGCAUUGGCCGAGACUGAGCUGGCCUCCAAACUGGACGUAACACGGACGGGAAUCGCAGCUUCCAAGCCUAACUGGACAAAGAAUGUUGUACCACUCGAAGCAUCCUAUCUGGACAUGGACGGAUCCAGGUUCACACCAUGUGAAUUCUCAAUCAACGAGAUCAAAGCUCUCGGGAACUUCCCAGACUACGCUGCGCUCAGUGGAGUCCCCCUACCACAGCCCUAUCCAGAAUUCGACAUAAAGAAAGCCCUUCCACGCCCAUACCGUCCGUUCCGAUGGAUGUAUCAUCAGACAAUGUCACUCACCAAGAUGGAAACAGACUGGUGGCUAGAACUCGAAAACACGUACGAAGAGCGCAUCAAGCAACGGCAACAACUAUACGCAAAACACGGCAAGGCUGUACUCCAAGCACUUCCCGGCUCUGAACUAGCAUGCAAAGAGUUGAUGGAGAUGGCGUUGCAGUUCUUGUGCGCACGCUAUCCCCAGUACUUCAGACUAGACACGACCAAACAGAUAUUUCACAACGGGAUAUUAAAGACGGAAACAAACCUCGCCGAUACACCACCAUUACACGUCCUGCUCAACAACAUACCCGAAGACUUUGCCAUAAUGCUGCGAGACAACAAGAGCGGCUUCUACCUUUUCCGCGCCGGAAUCAUCUGCAGCGCAUUAGGUUGGAACGUCGCCUCUAAGAUCGGUCUACGACUCCAUGAGAUCCACGCCCCCAUCCCAGACUACCGAGAGAAGAUGCAAUUCUCCAUGGACAGAUACUUUGCCAAAAUGCCCGCCGACAAGCCCAUCCAACGCGGCUCCUGGGGUCUAGAAAUCGACCAACCCCUAUACAUGCCCCCCGGCGACCCCCACGAAGCCCACCGCAGUACCCAGCUCCCCAACCUCGACCUCUCGCGCUGCCACCUGCGCGUAGACUGGCAGACGCUGCGCCGCCUGCCCCUCUCCGCAGGCGUCGUGUUCAACUUCAAAGCGCUGUUUACGCCCGUGACCGAGUUCCGCGACGAGCCUUUCAUCCCGGGGAUCGUGCUCAAGGUGCUCAACGAGGGAAAGAGAAGUCUGAUGGAGUAUAAGAAUACGUGGCAUGUGGAACAUGUGGUGAAGCCGGCGCUGGAGCAGUGGCACGGCGAACAGGUGGAUCGGGGUCUGGUGCCGAGGGAUUGGGAACCGCAUACGUUGGAGGAGAGUCCUUGGUAUCCGGGGUGGGAGCAGAGUUGGCGGCGGAAACAGGGGUUUUAG